This is a messenger RNA of Manis pentadactyla (Chinese pangolin), 600 nucleotides long. Its product is annotated as nuclear pore complex protein Nup93-like. Gene Ontology annotation, cellular component: nuclear pore. Gene Ontology annotation, molecular function: structural constituent of nuclear pore. Gene Ontology annotation, biological process: protein import into nucleus; poly(A)+ mRNA export from nucleus. The coding region runs from base 114 to 440 and encodes 108 amino acids. The record is from RefSeq and is a predicted model, not a curated record. Lineage: Eukaryota; Metazoa; Chordata; Mammalia; Pholidota; Manidae. The transcript is spliced from 3 exons.
CUGGCCAUGGCCAAUGAGGAGGCGGGAAUGAGGGGCGGGAGAAGUGGACGCCAAGUUGUCCUGCCGGGACGUGGGUGGCCUAGACGGCUUUAGUGCCAGGCUCUUUAUCUCCAAUGGAUACUGAGGGGUUUGGUGAGCUCCUUCAGCAAGCUGAACAGCUGGCCGCUGAGACUGAGGGCAUCUCAGAGCUUCCCCAUGUGGAACGGAACCUACAGGAGAUCCAGCAGGCGGGCGAGCGCCUGCGUUCCCGAACUCUCACUCGCACGUCCCAGGAGACAGCAGAUGUCAAGGCGUCAGUUCUCCUUGGGUCUCGGGGACUUGACAUAUCCCACAUCUCCCAGCGAUUGGAGAGUCUCAGUGCGGCCACUACCUUUGAGCCUCUUGAGCCUGUGGAGGACACAGACAUUCAGGUAGGGGCUGCCAGGCUCCAGGACUGGUAGUGUGUUGAGCGUGCAACCCAGGCUGAAGGCCCUGGCCCUUUGUUGACCAGCAGAUUUAGGAAUUUCAGAUUUAGUUUAAUUCUCUUCUUCCUCAGAUAUUAAGAGAAGGGGAGGCUCAGCUUUGGAGGUAUAGUUAUUUUGGGUUAUUUUCAGAGUGCUG